AUGAAGAGGGCCAGGCUAGAAACCAUGCUUGAGAACCUCACGCUCCAGGGCAACGCGGAAACCUCCCGCAAGCCGCAUUUCCAGGUCAACCCACUAAUAGAGCCGCUUGAGCCCGAGCCGAAAAAACGGCGGACCGCGGACCUCGACACACUCAUUCUGGAGAAAAUGGCCGAGGCGUACAAGGACCAUAUGUUGCAAGGCUUGGCCGUGGUGCGCUACGCCCAUCCCGUGUCGGUUUUGGUGUGGCAUUUCCAGCAGUGGGUCAAGAGGCUCUUCAACAUGUUUGUGCGCAAAUACAACCAGAGGCCCGGCCUGCGCAACAUGAGGCCUUUCCGGGAUUUCGGCAGAAUCAUGGCGUUGACGCGGGACGCGAAUGUCGCGUUCACGUACCGGGACUUGCUCGGCAUCGUGCUUGAAGAGAAUGCGAUUGAGACGCAGCGGUUGCUGCGGAAAAGAGAGGACAGGCUCGGCUGCCAGAGGCUACAGGAGAUCAAGGACGAGGAGGAGCUAGCCCGGGAAAGCAGCUACACUUACUGGGACCGGGUGUCUGCUCUUUCAGGCGACGUAUCUGCUCUUUCAGGCGACGUGAAUAUGGACGAGUAUGGCAGUGACGGAUAUGGCCUGGAAGCCUGGCCGCCCGGCGGGUCGCUGGGUGCGGGCGCGGACCUGGACAUGGCCAUGGCCAUUGACGCAAGCGGCGCGGAGUGCGCGAUGUUGGCGAACCACGGGAGUCCUGGCGCGAGCUACGCGGGGGCCCUCUGCUGA
Metschnikowia bicuspidata var. bicuspidata NRRL YB-4993 is the source of this 765-nucleotide messenger RNA. RefSeq lists its product as uncharacterized. The record is from RefSeq and is a predicted model, not a curated record. The coding region runs from base 1 to 765 and encodes 254 amino acids. The transcript has a single exon. Lineage: Eukaryota; Fungi; Ascomycota; Pichiomycetes; Serinales; Metschnikowiaceae.